AUGUCACAACAAUCAUCACCUACAUUGGUAUCAAGAAAGUCAUUGUCCGGUAGUGGCAGUGGCAGCUCACCAUCACUUCAUUCAAGUACAAGCUCAGUUGGUCUAAGACAGGCUGCACCACCAAAGAAGUUGGUUAUCAAGAACUUGAAGGAUGUACCAAAGUCAUUAGAUGCCUACGAGUCUGAAGCAUGGGGACAUCUCUCCAAUGCCGUCAACUCAAUCUACAGCAAACAAGCCAUCAAUCAGACACUGGAGGAGUUGUACAGAAUGGUUGAGAACCUUUGUCUAUCAGGUGGCUAUUCAUCAACAUUAUACUCAAAGCUAUCAAGUCUGAUUGAACAGAAUACAAAGGUCAGCCUACAGAGAAUGAUCGGUCAGACAUUGGACAUGGAGCACUACCUGAGUAGUUUGAAUGCAUGUUGGAAGGAUCAUACCAACAACAUUAUACUUAUAAUGAGCAUCUUCUUGUGUAUGGACAGGACUUAUGUACUUCAGAACAAUGCGACCAAGUCGAUUUGGGAUCUUGGCCUGCAGUUCUUUAGCAAGUAUCUGUUGGCAUCAACAGAAUUGUCCAAGAAACUCAAGUCAGGACUGUUACAAUCAAUCGACAAUGAGAGACGUGGCGACAACGUCAACAAAGACCUGUUACAAAGUUUGAUCAAGAUGUUAAAGUCACUACAAAUAUAUAGCGCAUUUGAAUCAGACUUGGUGGCAGAGACAAAUACAUUCUAUUAUAAUGAGGGCAAUAGAUUGAUUGAAGAGUUUGAGGUACCUCAAUACUUGAAGCAUGUACAGAAUAGGAUCAAUGAGGAGAGCGAGAGAGCACUGAGAUACUUGGACAUGUCGACAAAGAAGUCCAUCAUUCAGGCACUCGAGACACACAUGUUGGAGCGUCACAUCAACACAUUGAUUAGCAAGGGAUUCAAUCAGAUGGUCGAUGGCAACAAGACUGAAGACAUACAGCGACUCUACACUCUGCUACAGCGUGUGGGCGCGCUCAAUUCGAUAAGGACGGCAUGGAUCUCAUACAUCAAGACAACAGGCCAAUCGAUGGUGGCUGACAAGGAGAAGCAUGCGACACUCAUCCAAGACCUGGUGGCGCUCAAGGUCAAACUGGAUGGCAUCAUCGAGGCAUCAUUCGCAAAGAAUGAUCUCAUUGUUUAUGCCCUCAAAGAGUCAUUCGAGUUCUUUAUGAACAGAGGCGAGAACAUCGCCGAGCUAUUAGCCAAGUUUGUGGACUCGAAGCUAAGGAGUGGCAACAAGGGAGUGACAGAGAGCGAGCUGGAGGACUCGCUAAACAAGUCAUUGAUACUGUUUAGGUAUAUACAGGGCAAGGAUGUGUUUGAGGCAUUCUACAAGAAGGAUCUGUCAAAGCGUCUGCUACUGGAGAAGUACAUAUCGAUUGAUGCCGAGAAGUCUAUGGUGGCAAAGCUGCGAGCAGAGUGUGGCAAUGAGUUCACCAAGAACUUGGACGGAAUGUUUGUUGAUCUCGACACAUCCAGUGAGAUCAACGAUGCAUUCCGAGCGAAUGGUAUCAAACCUGGCACCACCCACGUCGACCUCCGUGUCCUUGUGUUGACCAAAGGCAACUGGCCAUCAUUCACAAACAUCAAUGUCGUCCUUCCCAAAGAGCUACUUGAGAUGCAAGCAUUGUUCGUUACAUAUUAUACCAAGACACAGAAGUCCAAGACACUUGAGUGGCACUAUCCAUUGAGUCACUGUGUUGCCAAGGCCAACUUCAGACAAGGCAAGAAGGAGUUGUUUGUAUCACUAUUACAAUACCUUAUACUCAAUGUAUUCAAUGAUAGGGAUGGAUUGUCACUGCGAGAUAUUCAACAGGCGACAGGCAUUGAUAUUGCCACGAUAAAGUUGAACAUCAAACCAUUGACCAGUACAAAGACAAAGAUAUUGUUGCGCAAGGCCAAGUCAAAGGAGAUCGACGAGGAGGAUACAUUCCACUUCAACAAUGAGUUUACACAAAAGUUGAUGAAGAUCAAGGUCAACGCCAUGCAGAACAAGGAGACGGCCGAGGAGCAUAAGAAGGUCAGCGAUAGUAUCACUCACGAUCGUGGUACCAACAUCGAUGCAGCAAUCGUCAGGAUCAUGAAGUCAAGGAAGACACUGAGCCACAACCUAUUGAUCAGUGAACUUCUCCAACAACUUAGGUUCUCACCAAAGCCGAUUGACAUUAAGAAGCGUAUCGAGUCUUUGAUUGAGAAGGAGUACUUGGGCAGGGAUCCAAAUAAUCCUAUGGCCUAUAACUACAUUGCCUAG
This is a messenger RNA of Acytostelium subglobosum LB1, 2274 nucleotides long. RefSeq lists its product as hypothetical. NCBI's taxonomy places the organism in Eukaryota, Evosea, Eumycetozoa, Acytosteliales, Acytosteliaceae. Gene Ontology annotation, cellular component: Cul4-RING E3 ubiquitin ligase complex. The record is from RefSeq and is a predicted model, not a curated record. Bases 1 to 2274 code for a protein of 757 amino acids. Gene Ontology annotation, molecular function: ubiquitin protein ligase binding. Gene Ontology annotation, biological process: ubiquitin-dependent protein catabolic process; DNA damage response; protein ubiquitination. The transcript has 8 exons.